UAUUGGAGAUGUGUCUUUUAAACUCAAAACACCGAAGAACCCAGAACUUGUUCCGCAGAACUACAUGACAGAUUCUUUGGCCCAGUCUGUAGUCCACCAUUUAAGAUGGAUAAUGCAGAAAGACCUUCUUGGCCAAGAUGUCUUUCUUAUUGGUCCUCCUGGGCCUCUCCGGCGAUCUAUUGCCAUGCAGUAUCUGGAGCUAACAAAGCGGGAGGUUGAAUAUAUCGCACUAUCAAGGGACACCACAGAAACUGACCUGAAACAGCGACGAGAAAUCCGAGAUGGUAGUGCUUUUUAUCUUGAUCAGUGUGCAGUUCGUGCAGCUACUGAAGGCAGAAUCCUCGUGCUGGAAGGUUUGGAGAAGGCUGAGCGGAAUGUCCUGCCAGUGUUAAACAAUUUGCUGGAGAACAGGGAAAUGCAGCUUGAAGAUGGUCGUUUUCUCAUGUCCGCAGAGCGUUAUGACAAGCUUCUGCAGGAUCAUACAAAAUCAGAGUUAGAUGCAUGGAAGAUUGUUCGGGUUAGUGAAGAUUUUCGAGUGAUAGCAUUGGGCCUGCCAGUACCUAAAUACUCUGGUAACCCUUUGGAUCCACCCCUCCGCUCUCGAUUUCAAGCUAGAGACGUUUAUCAUCUGCCCUUUAAGGACCAUCUUCAGCUAUUAUAUUCAAUUGGAUCAAACGUUUCCACAGAGAGAAUUUCUCAGCUACUGUCUUUUGCUACAACUCUCUGCUCUCAAGAAUCUUCUACAUUGGGACUUCCAGAUUUUCCUUUAGACAGCUUAUCGGCUGCAGUUCAGAUUUUGGAUUCCUUUCCUAUGAUGUCAGUCCAGCAUGUUAUUGACCGGCUUUACCCCUAUGAAGUUUUCCUUGGAAAGGAAGGCAGGACUGCAGUCAAAGAUGCAUUAAAACGUUCUGAGCUUCAAGAUUCAGAAAUCCACUUGCUUCCCAGAAGGAUUACAAAAGUAGAAAGUGCACAUGGAAACAAACCCUUCAAGGCUGAUGUAACUGUCCAGAUUGGUGAAAAAGAAGUGACAUUCCAGGUUCCAGCUGGUACUGGGCUGUUAAAAAAGCGUCCUCGAUCAGAUACUUUCAUAAGGACUUCCAGCCAUAAUCAACUACUGGCAGAAAUGAUGCAAUCUCAUAUGGUUAAAGAUAUGUGUUUAAUUGGAGGAAAAGGCUGUGGCAAAACAGUUAUUGCUAAGGAGUUCGCUGAUAUACUGGGAUACAGCAUAGAACCUAUCAUGCUGUACCAGGAUAUGACAGCUAGAGAUUUGCUACAGCAAAGGUAUACUCUUCCUAAUGGAGACACUGCUUGGAGACCAUCGCCACUUGUUACUGCUGCCCUGGAAGGAAAGCUUGUUAUUCUUGAUGGCAUUCAUCGAAUUAACCCUGGCACUCUAGCUGUACUUCAAAGACUAAUACAUGACAGAGAACUGACUCUCUAUGACGGCACCAGAUUGUUAAGGGAAGAUAGAUACCAAAACUUGAAAGAAGAAUUACAGAUUUCAGAUGAGAAGCUACAGGAAAGGUCUAUCUUUCCUAUCCACCCCUCUUUCAGAAUAGUGGUCUUAGCUGAACCUCCUGUCAUUGGAAGUAGUACCCAACAAUGGCUGGGUCCAGAGUUUCUGACACUGUUUCUUUUUCAUAAUGUUCGAUCUUUAAGCAAGAGUGAAGAAAUUCAAGUUAUUAAAGACAUGAUUCCAAAUGUACCCAGUGUUGUUGUGGAGCAGUUGUUGUCAUUAACACACAAGCUUCGGGAGACGAAUGAUGCCACGGCACAGUCACUGGCUUCAUCUUUAUCUACUCGACAACUAUUGCGAAUUUGUCGUCGACUGUCACAACAUCCAGAUGAAAGCCUUUACUAUGCUGUUAAUAAAGCCUGCCUUUCCAGGUUUUUACCAAACCUUGCCAGAUCAGCUUUACAUAAAAAUCUGCAGGAUUCUCAUAUUGAGACAAGUCCAGAUAUGAAGAAACUAGAGGAAAAUGAUUACACAUGUGAAGUAAACGAUGGGAUUCUGAAGAUAGGAUCUGUGACAAUGCCAAUUUAUAACUCAACCGAGAAAAUGAAAGUGCCUGAUGUUUUGUUUUAUGAAAAUGCACAACACGUGAUGGUAAUGGAAGAUAUGCUAAAGGACUUUCUGCUGGGAGAACAUCUUCUUUUAGUUGGCAAUCAGGGUGUUGGGAAAAACAAGAUUGUUGACAGAUUCCUUCACCUUUUAAACAGGCCCAGAGAGUAUUUACAGCUGCAUAGGGAUACCACUGUACAAAGCCUUACCCUCCAACCUUCUGUUAAAGAUGGUCUUAUUAUAUAUGAAGAUUCACCACUGGUAAAAGCAGUGAAGUUUGGACAUAUUUUGGUAAUUGAUGAGGCAGACAAAGCACCAACAAAUGUUACCUGUGUCUUAAAAACUUUAGUAGAAAGUGGGGAGAUGGUUUUGUCAGAUGGAAGGCGGAUUGUUGCCAAUCGUGCUCAUGUAGAUGGGAGAGAAAAUGUAAUAGUUAUUCAUCCUGAUUUUAGAAUGAUAGUUCUAGCAAAUAGACCUGGAUUUCCUUUCUUGGGUAAUGACUUUUUUGGCACAUUAGGGGACAUGUUUAGUUGCCAUGCUGUUGAUAAUCCCAAACCACAGUCUGAACUGGCUAUGCUUAGACAAUAUGGUCCUGAUGUUCCCGAGCCGAUUCUUCAGAAACUGGUGGCUGCUUUUGGAGAACUCAGGAGCUUAGCUGACCAAGGAAUUAUUAACUAUCCCUAUUCAACUAGAGAAGUUGUGAAUAUUGUAAAACAUUUACAGAGAUUUCCAACUGAAGGACUGGCAAAUGUUGUUCGAAAUGUAUUUGACUUUGACUCCUACAACAACGAAAUGCGUGAAAUUUUAAUCAACACUUUGCACAAAUAUGGGAUACCUAUUGGAGCAAAACCGACCAAUGUACAGCUGGCCAAGGAGUAAGAAUAACAUAUAUAUAUUAAGAAGACAGGUCUCUCAUGAUCACUUUUUAUAGUGUGUUAUCUUGCUGCUAACUGAUUUAAAAACAACCUGGAAUACUUGAAGUCAGUCUUCCUCUGGUUCAAAUUUAUAUUCCUCCAAAUAAGUUACAACAAUAUAAAUUACUUUGAUAGAGCAUUUGCUUAUUACUAAUAUUUAAUCUUUAAUGUCCAUGUACAUACUGAUAGCUUGUAUGGUAAACAGAUAUGUAUUAAUAAAGGGAAAUACUUGUUUCUUC
Molecule: messenger RNA, 3215 nt
Organism: Gavia stellata (red-throated loon)
Lineage: Eukaryota; Metazoa; Chordata; Aves; Gaviiformes; Gaviidae
Gene: VWA8
Product: von Willebrand factor A domain containing 8
Exons: 25
Coding region: 65-2941 (958 amino acids)
Cellular component (GO): cytoplasm
Molecular function (GO): ATP hydrolysis activity; ATP binding
Source: RefSeq, a predicted model, not a curated record